Mandrillus leucophaeus (drill) is the source of this 13273-nucleotide messenger RNA. It is a transcript of the gene ZNF469, whose product is annotated as zinc finger protein 469. The transcript has 2 exons. The record is from RefSeq and is a predicted model, not a curated record. Bases 1 to 11817 code for a protein of 3938 amino acids. NCBI's taxonomy places the organism in Eukaryota, Metazoa, Chordata, Mammalia, Primates, Cercopithecidae.
AUGCCUGGGGAGCGCCCCCGAGGAGCGCCACCCCCCACCAUGACUGGAGACCUGCAGCCCUGCCAAGUUGCCAGCAGCCUGGGGCGCCCCUCCCAGCCCCCACUGGAGGACAACACCCCAGCCAGCAGGACCACCAAGGAUGCCAGGGAGGCUGGCGGCCGGGCCCAGGCCAUGGAGCUCCCCGAGGUCCAGCCAAGGCAGGCCAGGGAUGGGGAGCCCAAGCCCCCACCCCUGAGAGGCCAGGCCCUGAGCAGCACCCCUGGGAAUGGGGGCAGCCCCCAGACCCCGCCGGGGAGAAGCCCCUUGCAGGCUCCCUCAAGGCUGGCGGGCAGGGCAGAGGGCAGCCCCCCGCAGUGCUACAGUCUGAGCAUCGCCAGCUCGAGGACCAAGCCCAUCCUGGACGAGACACCAGAGAACCCACAGCUGGAGGCUGCCCAGCUCCCUGAGGCGGAGGCCCCCCGGGCCCUUGGGACUGGAACUCCACUCAGGCCGGGCCUCCCAAGGACUGAGGCCCAGUCCACCGCUGAAGAGCUUGGCUUCCACAGGUGCUUCCAGGAGACACCCUCCAGCUUUACCUCCACCAACUAUACCUCACCAAGCGCCACCCCCAGACCCCCAGCCCCGGGGCCCCCCCAGAGCAGGGGCACCAGCCCCCUCCGGCCCCGUUCCUAUCCCGAAUUCCAGGCCAGUGGGGCCGACUCCUGGCCUCCCGCUGCUGAGAAUAGCUUCCCAGGUGCUAAUUUCGGGGCUCCCCCCGCCGAGCCGGAGCCCAUUCCCAAAGGCAGCAGGCCCGGCGGCAGCCCCAGGGGAGUUUCCUUCCAGUUCCCCUUCCCGGCACUGCAUGGGGCCAGCACAAAACCCUUCCCUGCGGAUGUGGCUGGGCACGCAUUCACCGAUGGGCCACUGGUGUUUGCCUUCCACCAGCCCCAGGGAGCGUGGCCGGAGGAGGCCGUGGGCACGGGCCCUGCCUACCCGCUGCCCACCCAGCCUGCGCCCUCACCCCUACCCUGCUACCAGGGCCAGGCAGGUGGCCUCAACCCACACAGCAACCUCAGUGGUGCCCUCUCUCCCCCUGGAGCUGCUCACUCGGCCCCGAGACCCUUCUCCGACAGUUUGCACAAGAGCCUGACCAAAAUCCUUCCCGAAAGACCACCUUCAGCCCAGGAUGGGCUGGGGAGUACAAGAGGGCCCCCUAGCUCCCUACCCCAGAGGCACUUUUCAGGGCAGGCAUACGGAGCCAGCGGGGUGGACACCAGCCCGGGGCCUCUGGACACUGAGCUGGCUGCCCCAGGGCCCCCACCUGCCAGGCUGCCCCAGCUGUGGGAUCCCACAGCAGCCCCCUACCCCACACCUCCCAGGGGCCCCCUGGCUGCCACCAGGAGUGUGUUCUUUAACAGCCAGCCCAGCCCAGGCCAGCGGCUCUGCCUGCCCCAGAGUGCCCCCCUGCCUUGGUCCCAGGUGCUCCCGACCACUGGGCCAAGCCCCCAUGGAAUGGAGAUGCUGAGCCGGCUGCCUUUCCCCGCGGGGGCCCCCGAGUGGCAGGGGAGCAGUCAAGGAGCCCUGGGCACUGCUGGCAAGACACCGGGACCCGGGGAGAAGCUGCCAGCCGUGAGAAGCAGCCCAGGCGGCUCCCCGGUGCUGUUCACCUACAACGGAAUGACAGACCCUGGAGCCCAGCCCCUGUUCUUCGGGGUGGCCCAGCCCCAGGUUUCACCCCACGGGACACCCAGCCUGCCCCCACCCAGGGUGGUGGGAGCCUCCCCCAGCGAGUCCCCGCUGCCGUCACCGGCCACCAACACGGCCGGCAGCACCUGCUCUUCCCUGUCGCCGAUGUCCAGCAGCCCCGCCAACCCCAGCUCAGAGGAAAGUCAGCUCCCCAGCUCACUGGGGCCCCCGGCCUUCUUCCACCCACCCACUCACCCCCAGGAGACGGGCAGCCCCUUCCCGUCCCCGGAGCCCCCCCACUCCCUCCCCACCCACUACCAGCCAGAGCCAGCCAAGGCCUUUCCUUUUCCCGCAGAUGGGCUGGGAGCCGAGGGUGCCUUCCAGUGCCUGGAGGAGACCCCAUUCCCCCACGAGGGCCCCGAGGUGGGCCGGGGAGGGCUGCAGGACUUCCCCCGCGCGCCGCCCCCGUACCCCACACACCACUUCUCCCUCAGCAGUGCCAGCCUGGACCAGCUGGACGUGCUGCUGACCUGCAGGCAGUGCGACCGCAACUACAGCAGCCUGGCGGCCUUCCUGGCACACCGGCAGUUCUGCGGCCUGCUCCUGGCCAGGGCCAAGGAUGGCCACCAGCGGUCCCCAGGCCCCCCUGGGCUCCCCUCGCCCACCGCUGCCCCCAAAGUCCCCGCCGACGCACAUCCGGUCCUGCUCAACCACACGAAGACCUUCCUGUUGGCCGGGGACGCCCAGGCGGAGGGUAAAGACGACCCGCUGAGGACGGGCUUCUUGCCCAGCCUGGCUGCCACCCCCUUCCCGCUCCCCGCCUCGGACCUGGAUAUGGAAGACGACGCCAAGCUGGACAGCCUCAUCACCGAGGCGCUCAACGGCAUGGAGUACCAGUCGGACAACCCCGAGAUCGACAGCAGCUUCAUCGACGUCUUUGCGGACGAGGAGCCUUCCGGGCCCAGAGGUCCCAGCACUGGACAGCCCCCCAAGACCAAGGCGGGGGUGACUCCGGAGAACAAAGCUCCGCCCCCGCUCCCAGCAGCCACACCGGACCCCCAAGCCCCCCGCCCUGGGGACAGGGGCGGCCCAGCCCGGGGCAGGCCCAAAACGCGUUCCCUGGGUCUGGCCCCCAUCGAGGCGGAUGCGUCCAGCCAGGGCAGGCAGCAGAGGAGAGGGAAGCAGUUGAAGCUGUUCCGGAAGGAUCUGGGCACGGCCAGCGCAGCAGAGGGGUCGGGCGGGGGCAGCAGAGCCACCGGCCUGAGGCCCAGGAGGAAGGGCAGUCUCGGGGAGCGGCCCCCACCCCGCCCCCGGGGCUUUAGAACUCAGGGCCCCGAAGGCCGUGCAGACCCCGCCCGCCAGUCUCGGGGAGCCGCCGCCCUCCCCGAGGAGACCCGGAGCUCCCAGCGCCUCCGGCUGCCCCCCAGGAAGGACCCCAGGAAGAGGAAGGCUCGGGGCGGCACCUGGGGCAAGGAGCUCAUCCUGAAAAUCGUGCAGCAGAAGAACAAGCUCCGCGAGUACGACUACGCCUCGGAGUCCGAGGAGGACGAGCCGCCUCCGCAGCGGGGCCCCGGCUUCAGAGGCCGGCGGUGCCGAGGCGAGAAGAGGAAGGAGGUGGACUCGACCCCGGAUCCCAGAGAGGAUGGAGAGCAGCAGAUACCCCGGAAGGCAGUGAGGCAGGAAGCCGGCGGGGACAGAGCCCCCCCGAACCCCGAGGAGCCAGGCAGGCCUCGCCCAGGCCUGGGCAGGAGCCCUCAGGCCCAUGGCCCAUCUCGAAGCCUGGAGCCGGGAGUGGCUGCCAGGGAGAGAGGCCCCAAGUGUGCUGAUCUCCCCUCAGUGGCCCCCAAGGAUCCCCUGCAGGUCCCCACCAACACCGAGACCCCAGAGGAAACCCCCCCAUCGCUGGACUUGCCCCAGGAGGCCAAGGAGCCUGAAAUUGCCAAAGAGUCACCCCCAGACACCGCAGAAUUCACAGAGCCUUUGCGUUCUCCUCCAGCCGCCUGUGUGGGAGAAAGCCGCCGUCUCCUGACGCCAGAGCAGCCGCAGCCCAGCAGACAUGACGCCGGCACCCCCAAGUUAUCCGGAAGCCUCGCCAACACAGUGCCCCACGGAAGCUCACCAACGCCAGGCGUGGGCAGCCUGCUGGGUGGUCCUGGGUGCACACAGGCCCCUGUCUCCCACAACAGCGAGGACCCCCCUGCCCACCAGCCUGGAGAAUUUCUGGCACCCAUGGCUAACCCCUCAAGUACCGCCUGCCCCAAACCCAGUGUUCUGUCUUCAAAGAUCUCCAGUUUGGGCUGUGACCCUGCUGGUUUUAACGGAGACCCCUUGGGGGUUCCGGUUGCCAAAAAGGGGCCUCAGUCCUACAGCAGCCCCCACAGUGAGUUGUUCCUUGGACCCAAAGACCUGGCUGGCUGUUUCCUGGAAGAACUGCACCCCAAGCCCUCAGCCACAGAUGCCCCGCCGGCCAGCAGCUCCUGCCUUUGCCAGGAUGGCCAGGAUGCCGGUUCCCUCGAGCCACAGCUGCCUAAGAGGCCACCUGGCAUGGCUGAAACGGACCCAGGCAGAGCCACGUCGCCACUGACCUUGGAGUCCACAUCCCUUUUCCCAGACCUGCCGGUGGAUAGAUUCGACCCACCCCUCUAUGGCAGCCUGUCUGCAAACAGGGACCCCCAGCUGCCAUUCGCAUGUGCCGACCCUCCCCAGAAGACGCCACCGUUAGAUCCACCGUACCCCUCUUUUUUGCUGCUUGAGGAAGUAUCCCCGAUGCUGCCUAGCCAUUUUCCUGAUCUCUCGGGGGGAAAGGUGCUCAGUAAGACGUGUCCCCCUGAACGGAGAGUGGCUCCCGGUGCCCCGCCUUUGCCUGGGAAGGGGAGCGGCUGUAAUGUCGCUCUUAUGAGUCACCUGUCCGAGGACGAACUGGAGAUCCAGAAAUUGGUCACCGAGUUAGAAAGUCAGCUGCAAAGAAGCAAAGAAACGCAUGGGGCCCCGAGAGAGCUUGGAGAAGCUGAGUCUGUGGGCCGGGUGGAGCUGGACACAGGCACAGAGCCACCCUCCCAACCGCACACGUGCCAGGCCACUGCGCCCCACAGGGACACGUUCUCAGCAGCUGACCUCAGGGGCGUUGGGGAAUCUACCGCACAUCGAGAGGGUGCGGAAACGGCUGUGGCCACCGUGGAAGGGGUUCAGGGGAGGCCCGGGGGGACGUGGCCCUGCCCAGCCUCCUUCCAUCCGGGAGAGGCAACCCUUCUCCCCUGUGCCCAGGAAGACCUGGUUUCUGGGGCUCCUUUCAGCCCCAGGGGAGCCAACUUCUAUUUUCAGCCGGUGCAAAAAGCCAGAGCGUCCAAGACUGGACUCUCCCAGGCAGAAGGAAACAGCGGGGUCCCCCCAGAUAUCUGCCUGCCUGACCCCAGCAAACAGCCGGGGCCACAGCUGGAUGCCGGGAGCUUAGCAAAGUGCAGCCCCAACCAGGAACUUUCAUUUCCUAAGAAUAAGGAGGCCGCCGGCUCACAAGAAAGUGAAGACUCCCUGUGGCCGCUUCCCUGUGAACAGAGAGGAGGGUUCCUCCCAGAACCCGGCACAGCAGACCGGCCCCACCGAGAGACUCCUGCUCCAGAAGCUUUUGGCAGCCCUGCUGUCCAUCUGGCCCCUGACUUGGCAUUUCAGGGUGACGGGGCUCCACCUCUGGAUGCCACCUGGCCUUUUGGUGCCAGUCACAGCCAUACUGCCCAGGGACAUUCUGCAGGCAAAGCAGGUGGGCACUGCUACCCGACGGCAGGGAGGCCUGACUUUGAGGAUAGUGAGUUUGCACCAGCAGGGGCCUCCUCACUGACUGCCCCCCGGGGCAGGGAGGCUUGGUUGGUCCCUGUGCCAAGUCCUGCUUGUGUGUCCAACACCCACCCCAGCAGGAGGUCCCAGGACCCAGCUUCGAGCCCCCUACGUCAGCUCCCGCUCCCAGGGCCCGGAGCGGCUGAGAGUGCAGAUGGCAUCCUGGGCUUGCAGGAGCCGACACCUGCUGCCCAGAGCCCUCGGCGAGUGAACCUCUCAGGUCACAAAGGGGGCACUGUAGAAGGAGGGAAGGUGGCCUGUGGCCCUGCCCAGGGCUCCCCAGGGGGUGUGCAGGUGACAACUCUCCCUGCAGUGACCAGAUGUCAGCUGGGGCUGGAGGCAGAUGGACAUCAAGGCUUGCUUGGCCAGGCUGAGAAAACCCAGGGCCAAGGCAGAGGCAACCAGCUUCAGCCAGAGAACGGGGGGAGCCCAGGGGUGAUGGAUAACCACGCCUCAGUCAAUGCCAGUCCCAAAACAGUGCUGGCCAGCCCCGCCGAGGGUGCAGUCCUGCUGGAGAAGCACAAGGGAAGCAGGGCAGCCACGAGCCUUCAGGAGGACGCCCAGCCCACCCCAAGCCCCCCAUCCCCUGAUAGGGAAUCCCUAGCGCUGGUCUUAACAGCAGCCUACACCCAAAAUGGAUCUGAGGGCCGGACUCCAGAGCGGGCGUCCAGCGCUGGCCUGAACAAGCCACUGCUGGCCGAAGGGGAUAACCCAACACCCUCUGUUGGGGACCUGACCACCUGCGCCCCCUCACCCACUUCAGCCACCCCCAUGCCCUGCAGCCUCGGGCCCCUCCCCCGUGAAGACCCACCCACCUCGCCUUCCAGUGCCACCAAGGCCCGAGGUGGGCUGGGGGGGCAGCUGCCAGUAUCUCCAUCCUGCAGGGACCCUCCCGGCCCCCAGCACCUGCUGGCCUGUUCUCCUGCCUGCGCACCUCUGGAAGAGGCAGAUGGUGUUCAAGCCACGACAGAUACUGGAGCUGGGGAUCCCCCAGUGGUUCCCCUGUCUUUGACAACAAGCCCCUGUGAUCCCAAGGAAGCCCUGGCUCAUUGCCUUCUCCAGGGUGAGGGCAGCCCCCUGGAAGACCCUUCCUCCUGGCAUCCUGGCUCCGUCAGUGCCAUAACCUGCAGUCGCGGCAGGGACAGCCCCAAAGACAGCACUUUAAGAAUUCCAGAGGAUUCCAGAAAAGAGAAGCUGCAGAAGUCUCCUGGCCAAGCCACCUCUCCUCCUCUGGCGGGGGCUGUCUCCCCCUGCGUGGCCAUCAGGGCUGCUGGCCUGUCGAGCACUCCCACCGAAGAUGAGGCACAGGCAGGCAGGGGGCUCCCAGGGCCAGACCCCCAGAACAGGGGAGCCCCGCCCCACACCAACCCUGACAGGAUGCCCAGGGGCCACUCCUCGUAUUCUCCAAGCAAUACUGCCCGCCUCAGCCACAGGGAGGACCAGGUUGUCACAGCUGUGCCCACUGAGCCUCCCACACUACAGGGUACAGGGCCAGACUCCGCCACCUGCCUGGAAGCUGAGGUGGGGAGCAGCAGCAAGGAGCCAGAGGACCCAGGGACCCCUGAGGCCGGGCGCUCUGGCGUUACCAAGAUGCCCAGGGUCACCUGCCCUUCCACAGGACUCUCCUUGGGCAGAACCACAGCUCCAAGCAGCACAGCCAGUGACUUCCAGUCUGACUCCCCCCAAAGUCACAGAAAUGCCUCCCACCAGACUCCCCAGGGGGACCCCCUCAGCCCCCAAGACCUCAAACAGAGGCCUCGUGGCUAUAAAAAGAAGCCUGCGUCUACAGAGAAUGGCCACUGGAAGGGCCAAGCUCCACACGGACCUGUGACCUGUGAGGUCUGCGCAGCCUCCUUCCGCUCCGGGCCGGGCCUGAGCCGGCACAAGGCCAGGAAGCACCGACCACACCCGGGAGCCCCCGCGGAGGCAAGCCCAGCGGCCUUACCUGCUCAGCAGCCUCUGGAGCCCCUAGCCCAAAAGUGCCAGUCCCCCAGGAAGAAAAGCCGCAAGGUGCCUGGGAAGGAGAGACCAAAUCACUCACGGGGAGACCCCAGCCACGUGGCCCAGCCACCGCCUGCCCAGAGCCCGAAGGAGGUUCUCAGAACACAGGGGAACACGGGCUCCCCACAUAGCCAGCAGCUGCAGCCUCCAAGCCCUACUGAGCAUGGGGUGAAUGUGAAGGCUCCGGCCUCCAAGCCCAGAUCAGACCAGGACAGGGAAGAUGAGCUCCAUCCCAAACAGGUAGAGAAAAGAGAAGGCCGGAGGUGGCGCCGAGAACCCACCGUGGACUCCCCCAGCCACUCAGAGGGGAAGUCAAAUAAGAAAAGGGGAAAGCCAAGAGGUAGAAGGCUCCGGGAGGAGAGCGCCCGUCUAGCCUCUUCUGAUGGGAUUUCAGAUGGGCGUGGCUCCAGACCAUCCCCUGCAACGGCCAGUUACGCAGUCCCUCUGAGCCGCUGCCUCUCUGUGGAAGGAGGGCCUGAGACUGACAGGGAGCAGCCACCUCGCUUGGCCACGCCGGGGCCUGGGGUGAUGGAGGGUGCAGCGGAGACCGACCUGGAGACUCUGUGUGCAGGGGAGACUGGGGUCCAGAAGCCACCUGGAGAUCAGAUGCUGCGUCCAGGGAGGAUGGAUGGUGCAGCUCUGGGGGAACAGCCAGCUGGGCAGAAGGGAGCCUCGGCAAGGGGGCUCUGGGGACCGAGAGAGACCAAGGCGUUGGGUGUGUGCAAAGAGUCUGGGAGCGAGCCUGCGGAGGACAGCAGUGGGGCCCACAGCAGAUCAGAGGAAGGCGUCUGGGAGGAGCACACGCCUGCCUUGGGCCCCCUGGGUUUUCCUGAGACUUCCGGUUCUCCAGCGGAUGGCACUACCAGCAGCUGCCUCCAGGGCCUCCCGGACAACCCAGAUGCCCAGGGUGGAGUCCAGGGGCCUGAGGGCCCCACUCCUGAUGCCUCCGGCUCCAGUGCUGAGGAUCCUCCAAGCUUGUUUGAUGAUGAGGUCUCUUUCUCCCAGCUCUUCCCUCCAGGUGGCCGCUUGACUCGAAAGAGGAACCCGCGUGUCUAUGGGAAGCGCUGUGAGAAGCCGGAGCGCCCGCUGCCAACCCAGCCCAGCUUCGAGGAGGGCGGCGGCCCCACGCUGGGCCCAGCCGGCCUGCCCACGGACCUCAGCGACUCUGGUUCCCUCUGCCUCUGCCAUGAGGACCCGUGGGAGGAUGAGGAUCCCGCAGGUCUGCCCGAGUCCUUCCUCCUGGAUGGGUUCCUCAGCAGCAGGGUGCCUGGCAUUGACCCCUGGGCUCCUGGCCUCAGCCUGUGGGCCCUGGAGUCCAGCAGGGAAGCGGGUGCAGAGAAGCUGCCCUCUCACUGCCCGGAGGACGAUCCGCCCGAGUCCAUUCCUGAACUGCACAUGGUCCCAGCGGCUUGGCGAGGCCUGGAGCUGCCGGCCCCUGCCGAUGACUCCUCCUCUUCUCUCGGAGACGUGAGCCCCGAGCCCCCCAGCCUGGAAAGAGAACGCUGUGACAGUGGGCUUCCCGGGAACGCCCACCUGCUGCAGCUCCGGGCAGCGGACUUCGAGGUGCUCAGCACCAAGUUUGAGAUGCAAGACCUGUGCUUUCUGGGACCCUUUGAAGACCCAGUGGGUCUCCCGGGCACCAGCUUCUUAGACUUGGAGGCCACGGCGAGCUCCCAGGGGCCACAGAGCCUAAGGACAGAGGAGGCUGCAGGGGCAGGGAGGGCCCAAGGCAGAGGCCGGCCGGCCAAGGGCAAGCGGGCCUCCUACAAAUGCAGGGUGUGCUUCCAGCGCUUCCGCGGCCUGGGCGAACUGGACCUGCACAAGCUGGCCCACAUGCCCGCGCCACCGCCCACCUGCUACAUGUGCGUGGAGCGCAGGUUCGGCUCGCGGGAACUGCUGCGGGGGCACCUGCAGGAGAGGCACGCGCAGAGCAAGGCGGGGCCCUGGGCCUGCGGCAUGUGUCUGAAGGAGGUGGCCGACGUCUGGAUGUACAACGAGCACCUGCGUGAGCACGCCGUGCGCUUCGCCCGCAAGGGGCAGGCGCGGAGGUCCUUGGGGGAGCUGCCCAGAGGCCUGGAGGGCAGCAGCGCCAUUGCCCACCUUCUGAACAGCAUCAUGGAACCCGCGCCCAAACCCCACAGGGGCAAGCGCUCCGUGGGCAAGGCCGUCAGGAGCCCGGGAGACCCGUCGGGGAAAGAGGAAGAAGCCGGGAAAGAGAGCCCCGGCGAGAGGGCGAAACCCCGAGCGCGCAGCACCCCCAGCAACCCCGAGGGGGCGGCGGCACCAGACAGCGCCUCUGUCAAUGCCCUGGCUGACGCCGGCAGCCCUGCGGCCUGCGAGAAGCCCGCUCCGGCCGGCAGCCCGGGCCUCCCCAAGACGACCCCCGGCCCGUCCCCCGACCCCGGGGCCGGCGGGGAGCCCCUCCUGCAAGCCGCCCCGGUGCACGAGGCCUGCAAGGACCAGUCCCGCGACUGCCACCACUGCGGGAAGCGCUUCCCCAAGCCCUUCAAGCUGCAGCGCCACCUGGCGGUGCACAGCCCGCAGCGCGUCUACCUGUGUCCGCGGUGCCCCCGGGUCUACCCCGAGCACGGGGAGCUGCUGGCACACCUGGGCGGGGCGCACGGGCUGCGGGAGCGGCCGGAGCUGCAGCACACGCCGCUGUACGCCUGCGAGCUCUGCGCCACGGUUAUGCGCAUCAUCAAGAAGUCGUUCGCCUGCAGCUCCUGCAACUACACCUUCGCUAAGAAGGAGCAGUUCGACCGCCACAUGGACAAGCACCUCAGGAGAGGGCGGCAGCCCUUCACGUUCCGCGGCGUGCGGAGGCCGGGAGCGCCAGGGCAGAAGGCCCGGGCCCUCGAGGGCACACUGCCCAGCAAACGGCGCAAGGUGGCCAUGCCCGGCAGUGCCCCCGGGCCCAGCGAGGACCAGCCUCUUCCCCGGGGAGGCAGCCCCAUCCUGACAGAGGGCUCCCUCCCAGCCCUGCUCCACCUCUGCCCGGAGGUGGCUCCCAGCACCACGAAGGGAUGGCCUGAGACCCCAGAGAGGCCUGUAGACCCCGUGACCCACAUGAUCAGUGGUUGCGAUCUGCCAUCCGACCGUCGGGAGUGUCCUCCGCCGUCUCUGUCUCCCUUCCCAGCUGCCUUGGCUGAUGGCAGAGGGGAGUGUGCGCUGGACAGAGCCCUGAAGAGGCCAGAGAACGAGGCUUCCCCAGGCAGCCCCAGGCCUCUUCUCCAGCAAGCUCUCCCUCUGGGGGCAUCUCUGCCGCGGCCGGGGGCCAGAGGCCAAGAUGCGGAGGGAAAGAGGGCUCCUCUCCUGUUCUCAGGGAAACGCAGGGCCCCGGGUGCCCAUGGCAGAGGUGCCCCUGACCAUCUCCAGGAAGAUCACACCCUGCUUCAGAAAGAGAAGGACGUGUCCUCAAGCCACCUGGUGUCUGAGGGGGGGCCCGGAGGCCCCUUCCACAAGGGCAGCCCCACCAAGCCUUCGGGCUGUCAGAGCUCGUCAAAGGACAGGUCGGCAGCGUCCACCCCCAGCAAAGCACCCAAGAUCCCAGUGCACCCAAGGAAGGCGGUGGGGAGCCUGGCACCCGGAGAGCUGGCCCGUGGCACAGAGAAUGGGACGAAGCCCGCCACCCCCAAAGCCAAACCAGGCCCCAGCUCCCAGGGCAGUGGAAGCCCUCGCCCCAGCACGAAGACGGGAGGUGGCAGCCAGCCCCAGCCAGCCAGCGGGCAGCUCCAGAGCGAGACAGCCACCACGCCAGCCAAGCCCAGCUUCCCCAGCCGCAGCCCUGCACCAGACAGGCUCCCCCCUCGAGCCCAAGCCAAGAGCUGCACCAAGGGGCCAAGGGAAGCUGGUGAGCAGGGGCCGCGCGGGAGCCCAGGUCCCAAGGAGAAGGGAGAAAGCAGUAUGAAGAGGAAAAAGGGCCAGGUUCCAGGGCCAGCCAGGAGUGAAAGUGUGGGGGGCUUUGGGAGAGCCCCCUCGGCCCCUGACAAGCCCCCCCGUACCCCUCGGAAGCAGGCAACUCCCAGCCGAGUGCCCCCGACCAAGACCAAGCCCAACAGCCAGAACAAACCCAGGCCACCACCCUCAGAGCAGCGGAAGGCAGAGCCAGGCCACACACACAGGAAGGACAGACUGGGCAAGGCCUUCCCCCAGGGGAGACCCCUGCUCAGGACCCCCAAGAGGGGCAGAGCUGUCCACGGUGCUGAACCUGCCGAGCCGCACACCCACCGGACGGCCGAGGCCCAGAGUGACCUCCUCAGCCAGCUCUUUGGGCAGAGACUAACUGGCUUCAAAAUCCCUUUAAAGAAAGAUGCUUCUGAGUAAUUUCUAGGAGCAAGAGCCUGGGAGCGGAGCUGGGGGUUCCUGUCUGGGCCUGCCUCCUUGGCCAGCUCCAGCUCCCUGAGAUGGUUCACUCUGUGGCCACUUGACUUCUUGUGCGACUGCUCAGUUCUUGAUGUCAGAGCUGAGGCUGUGACGCUUUGAACAGGGCCCAGGGUAGGCAGCAUUCCCUUUCUUGCUGGAAGGCUGCGGGUGAAAGACGGGGCCACUGCAGCCCCUUUGAGAUCAUACAGCUGUUUUCUUGGUACCAAGUACUUGAAGAGACAGCAGCCCAUCCCCCCACCCCCACCCCUUCGCCCUGUUGGCACCGACACCAUAGAAGCCAAUGUUUGGAGAUUUGCGCACCCUCCCGUUCCCCAUAUGGAGAAGGGAAGUAAGUUGAGGCAGCCGUGGGAUGGUGGCAGGUUCCCUCUUAGUCUUGCUGCUGUUGCUGGAAUUCCAAAGUGACCUUAGAAACCACGUUGGGGAAGGCAGUGCUCACUACUUAGAAGAGCUGCUUCUGAGCCGCCUGGUCCCCCAAGAGCACAACAUGCCUCCUCCCUCUGACCACAGGGUCAUGCCUCCUCCCUCUGACUACAGGGUCAUGCCUCCUCCCUCUGACCACAGGGUCAUGCCAGCCUCCAUUUGCGCUGCCAGAGAAAAGCCCAUCUCUAGCGCACCUUGACCCCGGGAACUGGGUUCCCGUAUGGAACUGGGAAGAAACUGGCCCUGUGCCAGCUCCUGCGGGCCCUCCCCGUUCUCACCCCCCACACCCCAGCCUCCAUGGCCGCCCUCUAGAGCCUCCCUGCUGUACGGAGUUCUGGGCUCCACCUAUCUGCAAUGUUACUCUGAAGUUUCUGGUGCUAUUUUCAUGUUGUAAUGUGAAUACAGGCUUCCUUGAUUUUUUUUUUUUAAUGGGGGUAUUGGGUGGAACAGACGGGGUCAGGGAGGCCCCACCACGGCUGCAUUGAGGGCACGGGCACCCACGUGGUGGCGCUCUCCCUGCCUCCCCUGCCAGGCUGCAAGCCCGAGGUCUGUGCUGCCAGACGGGGAUGCUCAGGGCUGGGGCCGCAGAGCCGCUGCCCCAGCCAGGGCAGCCUCGUGCACUGACCUGACCCAGGCCCAGGACGCACGUGUCCUCUCAGAGUUGUGCCUGUGAAGGUGGGUCAAAGGGUGGGAGGGCUUCCUUCUCUCCGUAAGUAUCUUGAAGAUCCAUGGUUUGUUUUGCUCUAUUGUUUAGUUUUUAUCUUGGGUGCAAUGUGUAUGACAAAAGUUUUUAUUUUGAUAUUUGAAAGAGACCAAAUCAGGCCCAGACUGCCUCUCUGGAAGGUGUUAUGGGCCGUUCAAAAUGCCUCCUGCCUCCGGAGUGUCGUAAACCAAGCACGGAGGGGCCCUGAGGUUGUACUGUAAACAUCAUAGUGACUUGUCUUUUCAAAUAUAUUCCCACUAUUUUCGCAGAAAA